This is a messenger RNA of Verruconis gallopava, 2569 nucleotides long. RefSeq lists its product as hypothetical. The record is from RefSeq and is a predicted model, not a curated record. Bases 518 to 2341 code for a protein of 607 amino acids. The transcript has 5 exons. Lineage: Eukaryota; Fungi; Ascomycota; Dothideomycetes; Venturiales; Sympoventuriaceae.
UAGACAUUCAACCAAAACAGAUUGUCAUACACGGCAAAAGUUCAGAACUGUCGUGAUGGCGGUGAUGCUUAAGUUAACUUAUCUGAAUGGUGUGGAUGUUAUCACGUGGUUGGUGCAGGAUGUUCUGCAAUUGCUUUUUCUGGAAUGGUCCUUAUCAUGAAGUUGUGACACAAUGAUGUAUCAUCCCUCAAUCUUCCUUUGCAACCUGUAGAAUGGUAUUAUGGCUAAUAAUUUGCAUGCCCAUUGGGCAACUAGAUUGCCCCAUCGACCUGAUGCACACCGUACAAUCAGCGACGUACUUAGGCAAGGUAACAGAACUGUUGAUUGAUGGUCGAAGUGAGGCUAAAUUCCUUUGUUCAUUUUAGUACGCGAGCGGGAAGAACAAGAAAACUUACUUGGGGAUGACGAGAAUGCCAAUGCGGACCACGAGGGAUGUUUAAACCUGACGGAAAGUUUUGUACAAAAUCCAUACCAGCAGUUACCUGUAUAUAGGAACAUACAUAGGAUACGUCGAUUGAUGCUGGCGAGCAUUGAUGACCCGUACACGCUGGAACAAUUACAAGGACCACGAAUCAACGUAGCUCUAGUUCGCCCCCUUGUCGAUCGACUUUAUGACCCCCAAGACAUUUCCAUUGUUUUCUGCCUGCUUGUUAACCGACAAGAAUUCAUUCGUGAUCAACAAUAUCAGGCACAUCACCAAACCGUGAAUCUCACUCGAGCAACUUUAUGUGAAUUGGUAGCGACGAGAGUCCUUCGCCGGCACAGUGAGGACAACCCAGGUCGAGACGGCCUUCUCUUGCUUGCAAACAUCUUGGUAGCCGGUUUUGAGCCGUUUCAGAAUGCUCCAGAAGAAGUCCUGCAGCAGAGCCAUCAUUCCGGUGCUGCUCAAUGGUUUGUGCAGAAACGAAAUGGUUACGAGAGGAAGCUUACUGCAUUGGAGAUCGCCAUCAUUUCAGAAAGCAAGCUUUUUCUGAGCAGCUCUGCUUGUCAGAAAGUGGUCGAUGCGGUAUACACGGGAAGAAUCGUCUACACGCCAACAAGCUUCAUCGAUCUAAUUCCGGAUCAUUACAAGCACAAGACAGUGGCGCUUUAUUCACCGAACAAAGCAUCUUUACUCAAUCAAUACCGUUUAAUUGUCCCCCGUACGAGAAACUUGCUUGAAAUUGGUCACUUCGUCAUAUUGCUCAUUCUUUACAGUGUCACUAUGGUGUACAGAGACGGGCCCAGAAUGACCGGUUGGGAAUUAGCAUUCCUGAUAUACGCUGCAGGAUGGGUACUCGACGAGUUUGCGUCCACGCUUGAGCACGGCUGGCAGGUCCACACGCAAAAUUUGUGGAGCUUUCUGGAUAUAGGCUUCGUUUUCAUCUAUUGGGUCUACUUUGUGCUGAGAAUGAUUGGCAUUGCGAAAGACAACGACGAACUGGGUAGACAAGCACUCGAUGUUCUCGCGUGUGCUGCUCCAAUUGUCUUUCCGCGGAUCGCAUUCAAUUUAAUGUCAGAAAACGUGCUUUUCUUAUCCUUAAGGGUAAUGAUGAAACAGUUCGUAGCCCUAACUGCCUUAGCUAUCUGGUGCUUCGGUGGGUUUUUGCUUGCCAUGCGAUGGCUGUCUCGAUGGCAUCCGGACAGCAUUGAUCAUCGCCAACCAGCGCACGAUCCGACGACUAUUGGCAAAUGGAUGAUAUGGAUCUGGUUUGGAUUAGAUGGCACAGGUAUAACGCGGUCGUCCGACUUCCACAUGAUUCUGGGUCCAAUACUCAUGAUUGCCUUCGCCUUCCUCGGCAACACCUUGUUCUUGACUAUCCUGGUAUCAAUGCUCAGUAACACGUUCUCGAAGCUGGUUGCGGAUGCCACUGCUGAGAUACAAUUUAGGCGGGCUGUUUUGACAUUUGAAGGCGUCAAGAGCGAUGCGAUAUUUGCAUACAGGCCACCAUUCAACAUUCUCGCACUUGUAAUUCUCGUUCCACUAAAGUUCGUGGUUUCUGAGCGAUGGUUCCACAAAAUUCAUAUUACUGCCGCACGAAUAUUAAACCUUCCUAUUCUCUUGGCUGUCAACAGCUGGGAACGAAAGCGCCUGUGGAAAAAGAAGGAUCUGGCUCCUGGUGCGCCUUUGAAGCGUGUCAAAGGACGUGGUGGCCUUUGGGCUCAGCUAUCAGUCCACGCAGACAUACAAGCCGUGUUUGACGCUGAGCCUCCUGAAUCUAUGGUAAAGGAGAUUGAGGAGGAAGAUAUGCUAGACGAUGACGUGCUAGACGUUGGUAUUGCCAGGAACAGAUCGAUCAGUCCAGGAAGUGCAAGCCAGAUUCGCCGUAGAAGAUUCUCCAGCAUUGUGCCACGAGAUUAGCGCACAAGCAUAUACUACGAUGUCACAAAUUCAUAUUAGAGAAGCAUUACAAAGACUUUGUCGCAACAUCGUCUUUAAUCGAAAUUAAAGCGUCAGGCUUUUGUGGGCAUGCUCGAUUGGUUAGCAUUAAUGCGGUGGCCAAUGGUAGACAGAAGAAUGCAGGUUUUUCUUAGAUGUACGAAAGACUCGACAUAUUUCACUUGUCCAUGAGGAAGCAGCUGCUCCACG